Molecule: messenger RNA, 1608 nt
Organism: Nothobranchius furzeri (turquoise killifish)
Lineage: Eukaryota; Metazoa; Chordata; Actinopteri; Cyprinodontiformes; Nothobranchiidae
Gene: amn
Product: amnion associated transmembrane protein
Biological process (GO): intracellular protein localization; receptor-mediated endocytosis
Cellular component (GO): endocytic vesicle; apical plasma membrane
Source: RefSeq, a predicted model, not a curated record
CUUUACCAGUAAGUGAUGGUCACACAGUUGGAAUCAAAGGUCACCCAAUCUUCCCAGUGCCUGUCAGAGACGUUAAAGAUGCUGAGAACACAAGUGCUCUUGCUCUUCUGUCUUGCCAGGGCAACAAAUGCCAUUUACAAACAGUGGAUUCCUGACACCAACUAUGAAAAUAAAACCAACUGGGACAAAGGAGACGUUCCGUGUGGCAACGAUAGAGUUCACUUUUCAUCCCAGAGCAAAGUGUCUGUGUUUGUGGAGACUAUGCAUGCUGUGCAGGAGAUACUGCUGCCGAUCAACGGAGAGUUCAUACUGAAUCCAGGAGCUGGCUUUUAUGUUGUCAGCGGACAAGACCCCAGCUGUGGAGGGGGUGUGACGACCAAUUUCAAAGAUUCAGACUCUCUUCAGUGGUUUAAUCCAGCUCUGUGGCAGACUGCUGCCACUCAGAACGACCUGCACCAGGGAAACUUCCUGUUCUCAGUUCACGAAGAGAGCGUCCCCUGUCAGAAUGACGAAGUCAUUUUCAAAGCUCUGUCCUCCUUCCGCUCGGACACCAGCUGCAGUCAGUCCACCAUUCCUGUCAAAUCUGUGUCUGUGUUGGGGAAGACGUUCGAUGACAGAUCCGAGUUCUCCAGGUACCUCAGCUCACACUCGGGUCAGCUGCAAUUUCACGGGUCUUCAGCUGUCACUGUUGGAAACCCAAGCUGUGAGGACUCCACCGGCUGUGUCUGUGAGAACUCUGUACACCAUCAGCUCAUCUGUAGCACAGUAACUUGUGCCUCUUUGAGCUGUAAAAAUCCUCUCCUCCCAGUGGGGCACUGCUGUGAGGUGUGUGGUGCCAUCAUUACCAUUGAUUACGCUGAAAAUUUCAACCUGCAGCACUACAGGGAUCGGAUUCGUCACCUUUUUCUUAUCCUGCCACAAUACAAGUCCAUUCAGCUGGGCAUGUCUAAGGUCCUAAAGCCACGGCCAUUGAUGCGUCUGAUUCCUUUUGGUACAUCACGUGAGAUCCAGGUAGUUAUUGUGGAUGGAGACAUGGGGAAACUGUCAAACACUUUGGCCCAGGACAUAAUCAAAGAUGCUAAAUCUCAUGGUUCUGAACUGGGAAUCACAAAAGCGGAAAUUCAAGGUUCCACUGAAAGCAAUUCAGCAAUGGUGGUUGGAGUUGUGUUUGCAGUUUUACUCAUGAUUGCAUUCAUUGUUAUCUUAGUGGUGCUGAAUCGUAAGGGUGUCGUGCAAAUGCCAGCCAUGCCUUCAAUGCCGUCACUGAGCCUUUUCCGCAGAAGCCCAGAUGUUGAAGACAUUAAUGGGGAUAUUGAUUGUGGGUUUGAUAAUCCAAUGUUUGACGGCUGUGACAUGCCAAGUGCUCUCCCCGGUCUGUAUGAUUCAAACGCAAUCUCCCUGACCCGCACAGGAGUCCACUUUAUAAACCCAGUGUAUGAUGAGCAUGAAACCGAUUUUACAGUUUAAGAAUGAUCUGUCACUGAUUAACCGUUCAGAAUCCUGAUGAUUUUACAAUUUGUUGAUGUCACACUAAGAGAUUUGUAACAACUCAACAGUACCAACAAGGUCAUGAACUGCUGCCUGGCAAUAAAGCAUUUGAUUACCAAA